Amphibalanus amphitrite is the source of this 1170-nucleotide messenger RNA. RefSeq lists its product as uncharacterized. Gene Ontology annotation, molecular function: protein binding. Lineage: Eukaryota; Metazoa; Arthropoda; Thecostraca; Balanomorpha; Balanidae. The transcript is spliced from 4 exons. The record is from RefSeq and is a predicted model, not a curated record. The coding region runs from base 507 to 950 and encodes 147 amino acids.
CCCAGCGGAUUUUGUUCGGACCGCCGAUUCGUAUUAGCAGGUGGAUACAUGAGUCGGUAGUACGCUCCUGAUUCGCAUUAGCGGUGAAUCCGAUCGUGAUACGUAUUUGCUUUGCUCAUGUAACCGCGGAUCGGAUCGCCGAUUCGUACUAGCAGGUGGCUACAUGAGUCGGUAAUGCGUUCCUAAUUCGAAUUAGCGGCUAAAUACGUAUUUACUGUGCUCAUGUAACCCCGAUAAAUCUGAGAAACGCGAUUUGACCUUGGACGUGCCCCGUGCCAGUGCACUGGCCUUAGGGGUGCUGAAGGACUUGAUUUGGAUGCCGGUGGCGGCGACGACAGUGUGCCGGCGCACAUCUCUAUGGAGGUGGACACGGCGACCCGUGGGCGACCGCCGCUGCCGCGGUUUACUACAGGUGGCCAUGGCCACUAAUCAGUCACGAACUUCUGACAGUGAACGCCAGUCGGUUCUCGGAUGUGAGGACGCGCCCGUCGAAUAAAGUGACGGAGAUGCGUCCGCCGACCCUGCGCCGGCCGCGCCGGGAGGCCGAGCUGCUGACCCAGCUGCAGCAGCUGGCGGUGGCCCUGGACGGCGCCUGCCCCCUGGUGUUGGAUGGCAGCUGCGGGAGCCACGUGACGCCGUCUGCGCUUUUGGCGCCAGGAGAGCUUGACGCUGCUGCGAGCACUACAGGGCUACUAGCGGUCUCUGAAUGGAGCUGCGUUCCGGUGGGCGGCUGGCUGCGCUCUCUCGGUCUGGCCCAGUACGCCGACGCGUUCGUCGCCCGCUCUGUGGAUGGCGCCCGGCUUCUGGGGCUCACCGAACAGGCUAUGGAAGACGAGCCCGACGUCGGUCUCGACGUGGCGACCUCGAAGCCAGCGUGUUGGGUCUCGGCUUCCCGCCACUCACCGGCGGACCUUUCCGCUUCGUGGACCGCAUCGGUCCCGCACAGCUAGUCAAGGACAUGGAGCGCUUCGCCGUCGUCAGUGGCGUCGGCUUCGAGCCGUGCCUGACCGUGCACUACCAGGCCGCUAGCGGCACCAAGUUCUGUUCGGCCGGGCCUCGUGUAAUGCCCACAUGUGAUGACCGAGUGUACACGCAUGUGAAGCCGCUCCGCGUGUGUGCCAGCGCUGGGCGUGAUCAGUUUCAAAGUAAAUAUAGAACCCUGGUGAUCAA